UCUUUGUAUUAUAUGGUACAUAAGAAACAGGAUGAGAGGAAAUUAUGCAGGAAGAUAAAGAAUGUGAUCAAUUUCAAUUCAAAAUCCUCUGAAAUACUUUUCUAUAAUCCUUUGUUCUGCACUGUCUUUUUUAUUUUUAUGUUUAUUUUUGGUCAAAGCCGCAACAAAAUAACUGAUCGGUAAAGCUCUGUCGUUUCGGUUGGUCCUGUCGUGUGCCUGCGUGCGUGCGUGCGUGCAUUGCGAUUCAUCAGAAGUAAUGGAUGCUAAAGCUGCUCAGAGGUUACAAGUUUCGGGUUUGGUUCGACCCGAAAAGAUUGGGAGAAGACCCAGUUGUUACUUGGGUCUGUCUCGGGAACCGCAGAAGCUUCGGGUUUUUGUUUCGGUCAAGUUGCUCCAUGCAAGGCCUUCAACGAUUCGGCGCAGGAUAGCCCCUUUGGAGGUUGCUUGUUCUUAUGACAACAUUUCAGCUUCUAUAUUGGAAUCUGGAAGCUGUCAUGCUCCUGUUGAUGAAGAGUUGAUUCUGAAGAAUAGAUCACAAGAGAUCAAGCCAUAUUUAAAUGGACGCUGUAUAUAUCUUGUUGGAAUGAUGGGCUCUGGGAAGACAACUGUCGGGAAGAUUAUGUCGCAAGUGCUUGAUUAUUCAUUUUGUGAUAGUGAUGCAUUGGUGGAGGAAGAGGUUGGUGGCAGCUCUGUAGCUGAUAUAUUCAAGCACUAUGGAGAAGCUUUCUUUCGUGAUAAGGAGACUGAGGCAUUGCAUAAGCUGUCCCUGAUGCAUAGACUCGUUAUUUCUACUGGUGGAGGUGCUGUUACGAGGCCCAUCAAUUGGAAGUAUAUGCACAAGGGGGUCAGUGUUUGGUUGGACGUACCAGUGGAAGCCUUGGCACAGAGAAUUGCAGCUGUAGGAACUAAUUCUCGUCCCCUUUUACAUUAUGAAGCAGGGGAUGCAUUCACACGGACUUUCAUGCGUUUGUCUGCUCUUUUUGAAGAGAGAAGUGAAGCAUAUGCCAAUGCCAAUGCCAGGGUCUCAUUAGAAAAUAUAGCAGAAAAACUGGGCCUAAGAGAUGUGUCCGACUUGUCUCCAACUGAUAUUGCAAUUGAGGCGCUAGAACAAAUUCACAUCUUUUUGAAGGAUGAAGAUAGCUAUAAAGCUGGAUGCUAGUAGAAACUGUGGACAAAAUCACGUUUUGAUUGUUUUUAUUUUUCUCUUUAAUUUGCAAUUUGCAAUUAAGGUCAUGCUGUUGUGCAGUGUCUUUUUGACUGGAAAAAGAAAGAAGUAAUGCAACAUGGCACCUGUUUAUGCAUAAUUUGUAGUCGCAAUUUAGCAUAAUCUGGCAGCUAAUAGUAUAAGUUUUUUAAUUUAUACGUUUUGUUUAUUGUUGAUGUAUAUAAACUGGGAGACGAGGUGUUUAUUGUAAACUUGUGAUACGAGUUUGGUUGAGCAAUGUUAUGUAUGCCUUCCUCUAAGAGGUUUGUAUGUUGUAAAGUG
Molecule: messenger RNA, 1486 nt
Organism: Gastrolobium bilobum
Lineage: Eukaryota; Viridiplantae; Streptophyta; Magnoliopsida; Fabales; Fabaceae
Product: shikimate kinase 1, chloroplastic-like
Exons: 11
Coding region: 257-1159 (300 amino acids)
Cellular component (GO): chloroplast
Molecular function (GO): shikimate kinase activity
Source: RefSeq, a predicted model, not a curated record